Messenger RNA from Fusarium musae, 411 nucleotides. RefSeq lists its product as uncharacterized. Gene Ontology annotation, cellular component: RNA polymerase II, core complex. The transcript has 4 exons. The record is from RefSeq and is a predicted model, not a curated record. Lineage: Eukaryota; Fungi; Ascomycota; Sordariomycetes; Hypocreales; Nectriaceae. Bases 1 to 411 code for a protein of 136 amino acids. Gene Ontology annotation, molecular function: DNA binding; protein dimerization activity. Gene Ontology annotation, biological process: transcription by RNA polymerase II.
AUGGCCGGUGGUAACCCCAAGCAUUUCAAUCUCCAAGAUGACCCUUUCGAGUUGUUCCUGCUCGGAGAGGGCGAGAAGAAGAUAGAGGAAAAGGUCUUCUCAGGAAUGUCCAAUACCUCCGAUUUUGUCCUCAUGAAAGAAGACCACACUCUUGGUAACCUUCUCUCUGAGCACCUCAAGAUGCACCCUAAUGUCUAUAUGGCUGGGUAUAAGAUUGCUCAUCCCAAUGUUCCUGAACUUUUUAUACGAGUCCAGACAGAUGGAACCAUAACCCCCCGCGAUGUGUUUACUUCUGUCUGUGAGAAGCUCAUUAAACAGCUCGAGAUGCUGCAUCAGGAGUUCACGCGAGAGUGGGAAUUGAGACGAAUCACCAACACUGGUGAGCAGGGAAACAUGCAGAACGGCCACUGA